Molecule: messenger RNA, 1681 nt
Organism: Boleophthalmus pectinirostris (great blue-spotted mudskipper)
Lineage: Eukaryota; Metazoa; Chordata; Actinopteri; Gobiiformes; Gobiidae
Gene: afmid
Product: arylformamidase
Exons: 11
Coding region: 239-1117 (292 amino acids)
Source: RefSeq, a predicted model, not a curated record
UUAGUGUUCUCAAAGGUUAAUCUAUGGAAUCUGUGGGAUGCUAAUGAGACGUACUGCAAGACUGUUUUGAUUAAUAAUGGAAAUUUUAAAUAGUGGUAUUGUUUGGCCUUGUUAUGCAGCGCCCCCUGUUUACUUACGUUGAAGUUAUUGCGAAAGUUAUUGAUUAUUAACGUGAGGUCCACUUUUGUACAUGCAAUUGGUCUAACUUUUUACAUUUAAGCUUUAUCAUCAGCAAAACAUGCACUGGACCGAGAUGAAUAAAGGCGAGCUGGAGCUGCAGUACUCUCCCAGCCGGUGGUCCCACAGGAUGUCCGCGGACGAAGUGAUCAAGGCGCACGAGAGGGUUUUGAAGGAAGGUACUGACAAAGCUCGUGCUCUUGCUCAAACCCUUCUAAAUGUUCCAUAUGGAGAAGGUGAUGGAGAAAAACUGGACGUGUACAUCCCAAGCACUAAUUCUCUGGAUAUGCCUUUGGUUAUUUAUAUACAUGGGGGGUAUUGGCAGUUUCUCAGCAAAGAGGAGUCCGGGUUUAUGGCUGUUCCACUUAUUAGUAAAGGAGUGGUAGUUGUGGCUGUAGAUUAUGACACUGCCCCUAAAGGUAAUAUGGACCUUAUAGUUUCACAAGUCCGCAAGAGUGUGGUGUCUGUUGUUCAGCAUUAUUCACACAUCAGUGGCCUGUACAUCUGUGGACACUCGGCUGGGGCACAAUUGGCUGCCAUGGUUCUGUCCACUGACUGGUCCCAGUAUAGCAUUACACCACAAAUUAAAGGCGCAUUCCUCGUCAGUGGAAUUUAUGACCUCUUACCCAUUGUGUCCACCUAUGUCAAUGAGCCUCUGAAAAUGACAGAAGAGGUGGCCAUUAGAAACAGCCCCACGAGGCUGGUCCAGCAGCUGAAGAGCUCUUCCUCAGGCUGUCACAUCAUUGUAGCUGUGGCUGAACAUGACUCCCCAGAGUUUCGCAAGCAGUCUGUGGAAUACUACAAAAUGUUGGAGGCUUCACGUCUUAAUGUGACACUGGAGGAUGUGCCAAACACAGACCACUUCAACAUUAUUGAGCGCCUGGUAGACGGGGAGUACUACUUGACCAAGAUUCUGUUGAAGAUAAUGGGAAAGUGCUGAGUUCUGGUUGUAAUGCCAUAUGCCAUCUGUAAUUAACAAACACCUCUGAACAAUGACAGUUAUGCAAAAGACAGAUUUCAGGUGGUUUUGAGUUCACAUUAGCAGUGUUAACUAUCUUUACUCUGUCUCAAGGUUAUAAGUAGUCACUGUCUGCGCUGUCUGUUACUAACUAUUUGUAAUCACAAUGAUUAUUAUUUUUUCAUCAGAGAAGUUUUUUAUUGACUAAUGUUUAUUUUUCUAAAAAAGUUUAUGUCUGUAAUCUUAAUAUUAUCUAUAAUCUGUACCAGUACAGGGUUAUGUCAAAAUGAAUGUAGCCCAAACACAUAGCUAGUAACUAUCCCAGGGAAUUUUACUGUAUUUUCUACAAUUUGUGAAAGCUUUGACUUAUAGUGAUACUGGUGCAAAUCACUUACACUAUAGUAUAUAUAAGUAUUUGUUGUUGCUGAAAAAAAACAUAGCUUUUAUUAAAAGUAGCCUCAUGCACUUGUGCUGGUUGAAAAUGUAUCAGAAAUAAUAUAUUGUGCCAUGAUGUUUAUCAGCAUAUUUAUGACAAUCAUAACAAUA